Messenger RNA from Strongylus vulgaris, 152 nucleotides. NCBI's taxonomy places the organism in Eukaryota, Metazoa, Nematoda, Chromadorea, Rhabditida, Strongylidae. The record is from the annotation of a GenBank genome assembly.
AUGGUCUACUGCCUCAUCGUGGCACGGAGCAGGAUUUCUCAAGCUGAGGAGUUCGGCGUUUGCGGUUCUCCGCAUGUCCGACUAGGAGUAGGCCUUGCCAAAAGCGCUACCGUCUGGCUGAUUCAGCCGCUAGGUGGUUCCCUUACAUAGGU